Molecule: messenger RNA, 1358 nt
Organism: Chenopodium quinoa (quinoa)
Lineage: Eukaryota; Viridiplantae; Streptophyta; Magnoliopsida; Caryophyllales; Amaranthaceae
Product: 3-ketoacyl-CoA thiolase 1, peroxisomal-like
Exons: 8
Coding region: 743-1147 (134 amino acids)
Biological process (GO): fatty acid beta-oxidation; phenylacetate catabolic process
Cellular component (GO): peroxisome
Molecular function (GO): acetyl-CoA C-acyltransferase activity
Source: RefSeq, a predicted model, not a curated record
AUGAGAUGAGCCCAUUAGUUACUUAGGGUUUCACACAUCUCCUCAUCAGCCGUCACUCCCCUCUCCUCUUUCACUGUCUUUCUCUUUCCUCAAGAUUCAUUCUCUUUCACUCUCUUUACCACCUCUCCUUACCUCCAUAUUUCCUUUCCUCUUGAUUAUGUGUUUUUUUUUAAAUUUAUGUUUUGUUUUUGCUACUAGAUCUGUAGCAAUUAGAUUCAAAUUGGUAGAAUUUUUGGGUUUUAUUAUUGGAUUUUAAUCUGAAAUUUAUUUGAUGCUAGUUUAUCGAUUUGUCGCCCUGGCGCUGCUUCCAAAGCUAGGGUUUAUUCCGAUGUUAAUGUUGUUAGAACUAAUUGUCCUUGUAUUCGAACUUCUUCCAAAAUUCGGUGUCGUUUUAGCUCGCCGAAUGAUGGUGAUAGCAUUACUGGUAAUUUUGAAGCCGAUGAUGCUGAUUACGUCAAUUCUACUGUCCUCGAAGCUGUUUCUCCUGUUGAAGUACUCAUUCGAAUUAGGCUUUGGCGUGUGUUGAUGGUUUCGUGCUUGCUCCGGUUAUGGUGAUUGAAAACCAACAUUCACGUGUUCCAAUAUAAAAAGACUAGCUAAAAUUUUAGAACGAGUAAAUAGGAUUAUUGGGAUUACGAGGCUCUUACUGUUCAAUGGGGUGAAUAGGAUGAUUAUGAGGUGGUGAGGAAGGUUGGGAGAGGGAUGUACAGCGAGAUUUUUGAAGGUGUUCAUUGUACUAAUAAUGAGAAAUGUAUCAUUAAGAUCCUCAAACCUGUCAAGAAGAAGAAGGAGCUUUGCUACUGUUGGUGUGGAUCCUUCUGUUAUUGGGUUUGGCCCAGCUUUUGCCAUUCCUGGUGCUGUCAAAUCUGCCGGGCUAAAGCUUAACGAUAUCAAUCUAUUUGAGAUAAAUGAGGCCUUUGCAUCUCAGUAUGUUUACUGUUGUAAAAAGCUGAACCUCGAUCCAGCGAAACUUAAUGUUAAUGGGGGAGCAAUAGCCCUUGGACAUCCCUUGGGAGCUACAAGUGCCCGGUGUGUAGCUACUUUACUUAAUGAGAUGAAACGCCGAGGAAGAGAUUGUCGUUUUGGAGUCAUUUCCAUGUGCAUAGGAAAACUAAGAUCAAGUAUGGGCCCUUCAGCAAGAGAUUGAAUUGAUGCAGCAAUAGCUUUGGCCUAAGAAGAAUCAACGAAGCAGAAGGUUUGGACUAAGAAGAUCAUUGAAAAGUUAAAUAGCUUUGGACUAAGAAGAAUCAAUGUAGCAGAAGGUUUUUAGUUUUAAUUAUUUAGGCAAUAAUAAAUGUUUUUUUUUUUUUUUUUUUUUUUGCUCAUUGUAUAAAUAUGAAGUACUAUUUUUAUCUCAA